Saccoglossus kowalevskii is the source of this 1056-nucleotide messenger RNA. Its product is annotated as hepatitis A virus cellular receptor 1-like. NCBI's taxonomy places the organism in Eukaryota, Metazoa, Hemichordata, Enteropneusta, Harrimaniidae. The record is from RefSeq and is a predicted model, not a curated record.
AUGGUGAUGCAAACAUUGCCAAGCAGUGUUGUGAUGCCAACAUUGCCAAGCAGUGUUUUGAUGCUCAUAUUUCCAAUCAGUGUUGUGAUGCCCACAUUGCCAACCAGUGUUGCGAUACCAACAUUGCCAAGCAGUGUUUUGAUGCUCACAUUUGCAAUUAGUGUUGUGAUGCCAACAUUGCCAAUCAGUGUUGUGAUGCUCACAUUUCUAAUUAGUGUUGUGAUGCCAACAUUCCCAAUCCGUGUUGUGAUGCCAACAUACCCAAUCAGUGUUUUGAUGCUCACACUUCCAAUUAGUUUUGUGAUGCAAACAUUCCCAAUCAGUGUUGUGAUGCCCACAUUGCAAACCAGUGUUGUGAUGCCAACAUUGCCAAUUAGUGUUUUGAUGCUCACAUUUGCAAUUAGUGUUGUGAUGCCAACAUUGCCAACCAGUGUUGUGAUGCUCACAUUUCUAAUUAGUGUUGUGAUGCCAACAUUCCCAAUCCGUGUUGUGAUGCCAACAUACCCAAUCAGUGUUUUGAUGCUCACAUUUCCAAUCAGUUUUGUGAUGCCCACAUUGCCAACCAUUGUUGUUAUGCCAACAUUGCCAAUCAGUGUGUUGAUGCUCACAUUUUCAAUUAGUGCUGUGAUGCCAACAUUGGCAACCAGUGUUGUGAUGCCCACAUUGGCAACCAGUGUUGUGAUGCCAACAUUGACAAUCAGUGUUUUGAUGCUCACAUUUUCUAUUAGUGCUGUGAUUCCAACAUUGGCAACCAGAGCUGUGAUGCCCACAUUGCCAACCAGUUUUGCGAUGCCUGCUUUGCCAACAGGUGUGGUGUUGCCAACAUUGUCAAUCAGUGUUGUGAUGACAAUAAUGCCAACCAGUGUUGCGAUGCCCACAUUGCCAACCAGUUUUGCAAUGCCCGCAUUGGCAACUAGUGUUGUGAUGCCCACAUUGCCAACCAGUUUUGCAAUGCCCGCAUUGGCAACUAGUGUUGUGAUGCCCACAUUGGCAACCAGAGCUGUGAUGCUCACAUUUUCAACCAGUGUUGCGAUUCCAACAUUGGCAAUCAGUGUU